This is a messenger RNA of Stylonychia lemnae, 756 nucleotides long. NCBI's taxonomy places the organism in Eukaryota, Ciliophora, Spirotrichea, Sporadotrichida, Oxytrichidae. The record is from the annotation of a GenBank genome assembly.
AUGCCACCUAAAAAGAAGGGAGCUAAAAAAGGAGCUAAAGGUCAAGCCGAUGAGGAUGAAUAUCUAGAAGUACCUUAAACAGAAUCUCAACCUCCAGUUUAAUAGCCCUUAGUAUAGGAAUAAGUGUAAUAGCAGCAGCCUGUAUAAGCCUAGAAUUUGAUUCAGCAAUAAUCUCAAGCUCCAGCAUAAACAACAACCUAAGCCAGUUCAGCCUAAAGAGUGAUUUCGAACCUAGAUUCAUCUAAUAGUGGCCAAGUUCAAGUUGUUUAGAGAGUAGUUAACCUUGCCUCUGAUUCAGCCAAAGGAUAAUAAGGCCAUGGUGAAAUUAGAAUUGACUCUACUGCAGAUCUUUCACUUAAAGAGAAAAAGGAGUUAAGAAAGCAGAGAUUUACUCUUCUUGGAUCUAAUCCAAAUGUGACUACUGUAGAUGCUUUGCAAAAACUUCAAGAGGAAAGGGAAAAGAAGUUGCAAAGAGCUUAGAAGUUCGGCAUAGUUACAAAAGAGGUUGAAGAUCUCAAGAGAUAAGAAAGGGCUUUGAAGUUCGGACUCGGAGGGCAAGGUGCUAAUGCAGCUGUAAACCAACUUAGCAAGAGUGAGUAAGAGCUUAAGAGAUAAGAGAGAGCUAUUAGAUUCGGAAACCCAGCUGGAGGAUCUAGUAACGAAGAGGAGGAAAAAAGAAGGAAAAGACUUGAAAGAUUUGGUUAACAAAAUACAGAGGAAGUUGGCAAUAGAAUAGUCAAGAGGCUAAAGCAGUGA